Xyrichtys novacula (pearly razorfish) is the source of this 18292-nucleotide messenger RNA. The record is from the annotation of a GenBank genome assembly. Lineage: Eukaryota; Metazoa; Chordata; Actinopteri; Labriformes; Labridae.
GCAGGACUCCAUCUGAGGCAUAAGCUUUAUCGGACAUGUAUCCUACUGCGGUCCGAUCAGACUCAGCUCGGUCAGUUUGGCACAAAGGAAGGAAAAAAAGAAGUGUGUGUUUGUGUCGAUGUUUUUACCCAGACUGAAGGAGCAGAUGUGGAUGCAGCAGCAGCAGACGCCCGUUAGACAGCGAAUAACGAGGAAAAGGAUGGGCUGAGGGAGGACGGCGGGCACCAGGCCGCAGAUAGCGUGCACGCACACACACACCAGCAGUACGGGACGCUUCCCAUACCUGCAGAAACACGUCACAGUAAAGUAAGAGCUCUGUGGAGGAGCUUCAAUCACAACAUGUGUGAGUUUGUGUGUUACCUGUCAGAUAUGGCUCCUCCCACCAGAGAUCCCAGCAGCAGACCGAUCAUGAAGAGAGUCUGACCAAAGGACAACCAGUCUGCCCAGCCACACACUGACUGACACACACAGACGCACACACAGACGCACACAUAAUGUACAUUAGCUGAUAACCUGCAGAAUGCAUAUGUACUGUAGACCUGAGGGCAAAAACAGACCUCACUGACCUCUCUUCACACAGCUGCAACAACCAACGAACAAACACUCUCUGAGUUUGGACGUUUUUAUCUCAUAUUUUAACAUGAACUGUGUUUUUGUGACAUUUGAUGUUUCUUUAAAAUAUUCCACAUGUCACAUUGAAAUGAAAUAACUCCGACUGAGUCAGGCAUGGUGCAGCUUUCAAACCUCCAUAUGGAUCAUAUCUCUGAGAAAUGUAAACUAACACUGAGGCUAUAAGCAUUACGGCUAUUUGUGGAGCAAUGACCACUGAGUGCAGAGGAAACACUGAGAGUAUUUCAACAGUGCUGAUGAAAACUGUCUAUAUUCCUGAUUAUUGAACUACACACUUUGGGAUCGAAAAAGUCAUUUAAAAUCUGAACGGCGUGAUUUUAAAUUCAUUUAAGAUGAUAAUAACCCAGCUCAUGUGAAGAGAUGAUGAUGAAGAGUCACACUGAGGCACCAUAUUAGGGGCAGUUAUGGUGAAGAGGCGGUGGGCCCCUGUGUGAUUUCUGUUUCUUUUCAGGGGCCCUGAAUCCCUGGAGGUGCCCCGUGAGCAGAUAUCUAACUCAAGGUUAGUGAGCGAACAAAGACUCUCUCCUAAACAGUUAUUUUCCUCUAACAUUUGACAGAAGCGGUGAGCAUUAACAGCCUCAUGUUCACAUAUUAACAUGAAACGGUCAUCUGUGUCUGUUGUGCAACAUGUCUUCAUUUUAUAAUUUUCCUCCAAACGUAGAAAAACACAAAUGUUUGAAUUAUAACUUUAAAAACAUGAGAUUUAUUUUACUUUUUACUCAAUAAACCGAUGAAAAGUUGGUCGAAUAUUAAAAGUAGAUUCAAAAGUUCUCCUGACUCACGUUUCUGUUACCGCUGUCUGUCCACCAAUCAGCGUCGCCGGCUGAAGCUUCCCCGGCCUGUGAUUGGUUGGUCUCAGCGUUCGGCCAGGAGUCCACGCCGGUGCCGUUGCCAUAGUGACAGGUAGCGGCGGUGAUGGCGGUCGUGAAAAUGUCGAGAAAGAAGAGAAAAGGGGAAAGGAUGAAAACCAAGGAGAGGCGGCAGAAGACGGAGAGCUGCAGCGGAGACAGGAGCCCUCUGAGGUGAGACACGACCCUCAUGGUCCUCCACAACUCCAACAAAAGUUCGUCCCGGGUUUGAAAGGAGGAUUUUCAGGAGCUCCCCAUUUUGUUUACGUCUUUGUCAGAGGUCCAAGUCCGCUCAGGUCUGUGUGUAUGUCUGUGUGUGUUUGUGUGUGUGUGUGCUGAACAGCUGCUGCUGUCACCAGGAAUGUUGUUGACCUGCCAAACGGAUGGACGGCAGCAAAGAAGGGUUCACUUUAAGGUGAACUUUCGUCCAGAGAGUUAACCCCGCCCCUUUUACCUUAUAUGGACAGGAAACAGGGGAGGUCACGCAGUGCAGCGGUAAAGCGGCAUCUUGUGGUUAUGUGGAGUAACGCACCUACAUUAGGGAAUGCAAAGAGGGCAAACAUUAACCUCCUUUUUCCUUCCACGAAGGUUAUAAUUAGUAAGGAGGUCAAGGAGUUUAUUUUUGAGGUUGUAGAUACUUUCUGCUAUAAAAACAUCUGAAACAUGUUCACUCAUUAAACAACAGGAGCGCUUCAUGUUUCUGUCAGGGGGGAGAGGUUCUUUUACAGAAGAGGAAAGUUUAGACACUCAUGUUAGUGUGAUUAAAUAGUUUUUGUUGUAUUUUUAAACAUAGAGGUGUUUAAUCAGUAGAUUUGUCUUUGACAGUGUUGAACCGUGCUACAUUCUCACAAAACUCAAACUAUAGAUUGGUGAAGAACUUUUUUUGUAAAGAAUUUUUAUCUAGUCUCAGAAUUAUUAAGAAUUUAAGGAAUUUAAAGGGAUAUUCCGGCGUAAAAUUAAUUUAGGGUCAAACACACCAUAACACCGAGUUAGACACCCCCUCCAGAGAUGAAUGUUGUUAGUUAUACCAACUUUAGUAACGACCGCUCGAUAACAAUACAGAGAGCCACACACUCAACCAAAACACCACUCUAUAUCCACAAAUAAUGCUCAGAACAGCACCUAACUUCAUCAACAGGACAUAUAGGGUCACAGCCAUAGUACUAGACUCCAAACAUCUUUUUAACUUUGACUCAUUUCUUUAGCAAAGAGACUAAACACAACUCACCUCCUCUCUUCCAGCAGCCGCUUGUUUGUACAGAGACCUCAGGCCAGUCCAUUAUGGACUACAGCGGGGUGACGCAGCUCAAGGAAGAACAUUUAUGAUCAUUUCUUCAUGGAAAUACAAUCAGACCGAGACGCUAAGGCAGAAGAACUACCGUGUCUGCAGUGUAAAAUGAUUAAUAUGAUGAUUAUUACUUCGAGGAAAUGAUAAAGUAAUGAUCAUAAUUGUUCUUCCUUGAGCUGCGACACCCCGCUGUAGUCCGUAAUGGACUGGCCUGAGGUCUCUGUACAAACAAGCGGCUGCUGGAAGAGAGUAGGUGAGUUGUGUUUAGUCUCUUUGCUAAAGAAAUUAGGCAAUAGAGCUAUAGAGUGGCGUUUUGGUUGAGUGCGUGGGGGUGUCUAACUCGGUGUUACGGUGUGUUAAAUUUACGCCGGAAUAUUUCUUUGAGGAAGUAGGAAAGUAGAGACCAUCAUAACAUUAACACAAACAGUUUUGGAGUAAACAUGUUUAAUAAAUCCAGGUUAUGUAUAACUUAAUACUAUUCAAGAGUCAACUUAGUUUUUACAUUUUACAUGAGUUACUUAACGUAAAAAAGGCUAUACAGAUGAAAAACGACGGCAGACAUUCAUUACAGAUAUUAUGAUUACAUACUAAAAAGUCUGAGCAAGGACAUAUCGGUUUGUUUUACUGCAAAAGAAAAGAACAUGAUUAAAAAAACUUGGCUUUUAACAGAUGUUAAGGAUUUCUCCUUCGUUUCGUGUUUUUUUUUAUCAUUCACAAAAUCCUUUUUAGUCUUUAUCCGUUUACAUCAGUCACAAAAGCAAAGACCAUUUCUGUCGUUACGAUCUAAAAACAUUCGUCUAAAAAAAGGAAGCGUCUCUGUGCCCCUGGUUUUAGUCCACAUCGUAGAUGGAUCAAACAGGUUUAGGGUCUCUGUGGGCGAUAUUAAUCUGUGCACUGGUAAGACAAAACUCUCUGUCCAUAUCCCAUCAGGCUUUGCUACUGGUCGAUCGAUGAACCUCCGUCACCACUGUGGACAUGGCUGAGAUGGGCGUGGAGUAAGUGGAGGCCAUGCUCUGCAGACCGGCCAUCAGGCAUCGCCAGCUGAACCGCAGCGCCUUCCCCACGUUCUGCAAGACGAAACACAGGGAGCAAAAACCCACAGGUAAAUAACAGACACAACACAGGGAAUAAAACCCGCAGGUAUUCAUCAACACUGACUGUCAAUCUUCAGCGUUUUUAUGGGUCGAGUGUUUUGGUUUGUGGUCAAGAUUUAUGAGCUUCUGUUUGCAGGUUCAAAUAGUCAACAUCCCUCCUGCCGACCAUCAGAUCUUCACAAACACACAGCUGUUAGGAUGCUGUUUGCUCACAGACUAAACAAACAAGAUACAGCUUGCUUCUCUGUGAAUUGGUGUUAAACCGGGUUAUCUGCAGCGACCUGCCUGUGUGCGUGAACAAAUGAGUAAAUCUGCACACGCACAUGUAUCUGGAGCUGGAAGAAAAGUAGCGUUCCUCCUCAUGGUGGUCAUAAACUCAUCCUGAUAGAGAACUAAACUGAACAUCCUACGAUAUCUGCGUUUUAUGGAUUGUUGUAUCAUCGACUUCUUAAACCACGCCGUCAUCUGCAGUGAAGAUCCUCUACUUUGCUCCUCUCCGUGUCCGUCUUUAUCAUAUCAGACUGAUUAAGCAGAGUGUCGGGGGUCAAAGGUCAAAGUCACUCUGCUGAGUCAAUGUUUUCCACCGUGGCUUCGCUUAAAGUCCAGAUACAGAUUUUCAUUCUGUUGACAGUCAGGUAGAGUUAGAAACAGACCUGUGAGUAACUUGAGGACUGUCACAGGUUUGUGUUUUUGUCUGUAUAUCUCAGACACGUGUUUGUUCAUUUUAUAGUUUUAUAGUUUUAUAUUUAUAUUUCAGUAUCGUAACUGUUUAUCUCUGUGCAUGUUGAUUUCACCUGGGUGACGUCCAGCCAAUCAGGAGGUGUUGUGGGUGGGACAUCAAGUGAGACAGAGUGACAACAGACCCUGACAGACAUGCAUCCGAGCUAAAGCAGAACGUUUGAUUUGAUUAUUUAAUCAGAGAUCGUUUUUUUAUCAGCGCUGACAGAUAAUCUGACAAAACAAUAAAUUGAGCAUCAAUAAUUGACCCGACCAAUAAUCGAUCAAACCUCUAAAGGAUUGUAAAAUGUCUCUCACACUUCUACAGGUCAAAGGUCAUCACUUCCCCCUACCUUCCUGUACUUCUUGUACUUCUUCUUCUUCUUCCUCUUCUUCUCCUCCUUCCUCCUCCUCCUCUCCUCCUGCGUCUCCUGUAUCUCCUCCUCCUCCUCCUCCUCUUCGAUCAGAGGCUCAUAUCGAUCCGGCAGGAUGGCGAAAUAAACUUCUUUGGAGGUUUUCUGAUGUUUCCUGUUGACCGAAGGAGCGGCGUCCUCCUCCUUCUGCGGCGCUCCCAUUCCUCUGUCCGACUCCUUUCUUCUGUCUCUCCGCUGACCUCCUCGAGUUCAGGCAGGAGGACCUUUGGAUUGAGGAGGAGUCAAACUUUAUGAGUGGCCUGCAGCAAGUUUGAGACUCAGGAAACUCUGUGAGCUCUGACAUUAAACGCAGAAAUAACCGGAUUAGAGGAGGAAUGUGGAGAGUUUCACAGCUCCACUUUUUGAGCUUUAACUCACCUGAGCAGCAGAAGUUUGAGCAGCAGUUGGUGCUUUUCCCCCGUAUUUUACUUUCUGCUGUUUGUUUUACAGAACAAACAACAAAACUGAAACACUGACAGGCUGAGUCAACAGACAAAAACUAGAAAAACACCUCACUUACACAGAAAGACUGUUGGAAGUCUUUUUUUAACUGUCAACAACUGAAACUUUUGACUUUAAUGUGUCUUAUUUUGAAAGUUUUACAAACAUAGAGGAUCAUAGAAUCAUAGAGGAGUCAGACCUUUUGGAAAAUAGAGGGUUUUUUUAGACUUAAAGGUUCACUCUGACAUAGAUCUCACGUUUAUGUCUGAUGGAGGCAGGAUGUGGUCAGGUUAGUUUAGAGUAAACACUUAGACGGGUGGUCUAAGUGGUUCAAAUGCAGCCACCUCCACCUGCUGGGCAAAAAUGAAGCCAAAAUACCCCCACAGCAGGCGCCGACGUGUUUGAGGUCGACUGGUUUUAGCUGCAGUUCUAACGUCCCGCCUCUUUCUUUAACCAAACCCAUGUUUAAGCAGCCGAUAAAGUGACAGAGACCCCUCAGGUGGGUCCAGCCCACAGGAGGCGGGGCUUAUGCUGAGUUAAGUUACCUCAGAAGUCAGGAGUCCGAGCUGAAAAUGAUGUCACACUCAAGUUCCCAGCAUUACAAUAACUUUCGUAGAAGUAGCCAUCUUGUUUCCGCCUCUGAUUUUGCUUUUUUGCGACUUGGUAACUGAAACGCUGGGAACUCGGGUGUGACGUCAUUUUCAGCUCCGACUUCUGACUUCUGAGGUAACUCAAACACACUGUUAUUACCAGCAUUACAGCAAGUCACCAGGGGGCGCUGUUGAUGUUUCCUCUUCACUUUUGUGGAGCUGUGAUGUCGUCCCUCUUUUUAAAAAACACUUUAGUUUGUGUUAACUCAGUUCUCUGUGUUAGCAUGCUAACAAAAGUGAAGGCUCAAGACUCACUUUUUUGACCAGGCUUUUUACUAAUUGCCAUUUUAGAUUUCUCUUAUUGCAAAUGUUUAUUUUAAUCAAAGUUCUUAAUGUUUAUUUUAUGUCAUUCUAUUCAUUAUCUCUGUUCGUAGCCUUUUUUAAUUUCCCGUCACAGGUUUUUACUUCUUUAUUUAUUUUUUCAUUUAAUAUAAUUAUUUUCUUAUUUUAGUCCAUCAGGUUUUUACUCUUUUCACCAUUUUUAUCUCUAUUUUUAUCUCCAGUGGUUCCUCAUGUAAUGUCUCGGUGUCAGGCCAUGUCUCUUUAAAAUUUUAUCUUAAAUUCUCACACUGUGUACGGUUGUGUGUGUGUGUGUGUGUGUGUGUGUGUAUGUGUGGGUGAGUGAGGGUGGGUGUGUGUCUCUGUGUGUGUGUGGGUCCAUGGGUGUGUGUGUGGGUGGAAGGGUUGGGUUUUUGUCUUUAUUGUUGUUUUUACUUUGAAUUGCGUCUCCUUUUGUAUGAAAAGUACCGUAUAAAUAAAGUUGAAUUGAAUUGAACAUUAGCUAACCAGAAGUGAUAAAAACGUCUUCAGCUCUGUAUCAUCAAUCUAAUCUCAGCCACAGAGCUUAAAACAGAGCGACCGUUUCCCCGCCUGAAUGACUGUUUUUAACGUGAAGAGCUGCAGACGGACAGAAAGCCUCAUGGUUCCUCUUUUUCUCAGUGUUUCUGUAGUAAGUGAAGCGCUGAGAGCCGCAGGCAGAGACAGAGAGGAUUAAGGCAGGAGAGCAAUAUUUGAACAUACCUGAGCUGAGCUGCUCCAUGAAGACAGAAAACACAUCAGGACACUUUUCUUUGUUAAAACACCACCAGAGUGAAAAUAAACGAGUUUUAUUGUCUUAAAAACAUCUACGUGUCAGACGAGACAGAGACAGAGAAGCUUAUUUAAUGUGCAGCCGUCUUCAAAUGAUUCCAGUUCAACAACUUCAUAGCAGUAGUGUGUAGCUCCAGCUCUUUAAUGUCCAGUGCUUCAUGGUGCAUCAUGGGAUUUUGACGGCCUUUGACCCUGCAGAGACACAGGUGGUCAGAAAAAGCGAGGCACGGAUGCACAAACACAGAUAAACAGUCGAAUCUACUGAACGGAUCUAAACGACGACAGCGAGGAGGAUGAUGGAAAAUUCAAGAUGACUCACUGACAUUUGACCACACACACACACACACACACAGACACAGACACACACACGUCGGUUUCAAAGUCAGAGUUUGUUCAGAAACCUUUCAGCUCUGACAGGAUGUGUGUGUGUGUUUCUGUGUGUGUGUUUUGUGCGUGUUGUGUGUGUGAUAACAGCAGUUUGGUUUCAGUGGUUUUUGUUCAUUAAGUCUCGAGUUUCAUUUGUCGUCACUCUGAGGGAGUUACUGACCUGAAAAACUGAAACCAACCCGCUCGACUGACUGUAGCUACGCUUUUACAUCCAACUGACCUCAAACUGAGUUGAACUGAAUCUCAGACUCGACGAAGUUCAGACUUUCAUGAAAACGCACAGAGAGGCUUUAUGAGAGGAGACCUAAAGGAUCGAUCUGAUGUUUCUGCAGCUUCAACGCUGAUCGUGCAGAAACGGUGUUUUGAUCAGGGUCACUUUCAUUCAAAAUAACUGGUUAUUUAAACACGGCAGGAAUGCCGCUCUGUCCUGAGAUGAAGCCUGAAAUAGUGAGAGGACAUCUCCCAUCUGUUUUAUACAUUAAAGGGACAUUCUGGCGGAAAAUUGGUGAGAACACUGUAACACCGAGUUAGACACCCCCUCCAGAGAUGAAUGUUGUUGACCGCUUGCUUCUCUAGUUAUACCAACUUUAGUAACGACCGCAGGAUAGCAAUACACAGCGGUCUGAGUAGUCAUAAACAAACCCCAACCAAAUACGCCACUCUAUAGCCACAAAUAAUGCUCAGAAAGGCACCUAACUUCAUCAAAAGGACAUAUAGGGUCCCAGCCAUAGUACUAGACACCAAACAUCUUUUUAACUUUGACUCAUUUCUUUAGCAAAGAGACUAAACACAACUCACCUACUCUCUUCCAGCAGCCGCUAUCCUGCAGCCGUUACUAAAGUUGGUAUAACUAGAGAAGUAAGCGGUCGGCAACAUUCGUAUCUGGAGGGGGUGUCUAACUCAGUGUUACGGUGUGUUUGACCCUAAAUUAAUUUUACACCGGAAUGUCCCUUUAAAAGCCGAGGCAGGGAGAGCAUCAGCAAAGUCAGACACAGCUGAGCUGAGCUGAGAUCAGCUGAUGAGCUUAAUCCAACUGUGAUCUCUCUCAUCCAAACUUCGGUUUAGUUCAUGAGUACUUUAUUCUUCUUCAUAAUAUUUGUCUCUCUUACGUUUGUGUCAGGCAGAGUGAUGGUCAGCCCGGCCGGGGUCUUCGCCCUCAGACUCAGCUUCUUCUUCCACAGGUAAUAAAACUCCACACACUGAGAGAGCGACUUUGUCUGAACCUGAAAACAACACAACACACACCAUCGGCACAAUCCCACACAGAGUUACACACACAGAUGCUCGCACAGACAGUGAGACUCACAGUUUUCUGGAUGUUUCUGAAGUCUUUACGAUGAAGCUGCAGAGAUUUCAGCAGCAGACGCCUCUCUGCGGCGCUCCAGCACACACCUACAGAUAAGAGGAGAGCAGAAGAUGCUAAACGACUUAAAUACUAAAGUAAAAUAACAGCAUGUCUCUCUAAAUAUAGAAUAUAAGAGUGGAUACUUGGGCUUUGUUGGGCUGUGUGGUUGUUGUUGUUGGACAGCAGCUUUUCCACCGUCAGCUGGAGGACGAAAAACAACAAAAUAUCUCAAAACGAGAAAAAAGCAAAAUCCAGACACACAAAUUUACAUCGACAAAAUCAGUCUCAUUCAAGCUCCUGCCAAACUGCAGAUCAGAUUUUACCAGGAAGUCUCCUCUGCACUCUGAUAGGACCUGGAGGGCCGUCUCCGGGCUGGCCCCGCCCCCUGGCAUCACACUGGAGCACGCCAUCAACAUCAGCGCUUCAACUGAACAAAACGUGUGUCAAUCAAGUUAAUCAGCCAAUCACAUCUUUGAUGAUAUCAGUGUGAAAAACGAGCGUUUGUAUCCUACCUGACUGUUGAUCGACAGGCCGCUCCAGCUCCUCCAAAGGCCUCCACACCAGCAAUGCAUUAUGGGAGUCAGCAUGAGCAUCAUUCUGGACCUGCAGAGGCGGGAUUUCAGCCUGGUUGUCCUGCCCCAAAUUGAUCCGCCUGUGAUUGACAGCUCAGUGUGAACAGGUGAUCAGAGACAUGAUCAAACAAAAGUAUUAAAAGGUCAAAGUGACAUACGGCUUCAUGGUUCCUGGAGGGAGAGCCGACGUCUCCAUGGCAACAGCAUCACUAAAUCCACCUGCCAAUCAGAUUUAAGAUUACUGUGGCCUCUAGGUGGCCCCGUAAUUUAAUCUGACGAUGUUUUUACUCACUGUGCAGCUGCUGCCCCCUUGUGGUGAGGGAACAGAACAACCCUGGCCCCGCCCUGAGGGGACACAGCAUGGGAGGGGGGGUGUAGUGGGUGACACCUGUAUCAUCGCCCCCGGCAACCACUGCAUCACCAUCAGCAUCUGCUUUCUCUUCCUGUCGGUGUAACAGGCUGCGGUACUGUGCAGCGCCCCCUGUGGCGGGCGAGAGGCGACCACAUGUCUUCUGACCACCUCUACACGCCUCGAGCACGCUUUUGGAUUGGAUGGGCACUGAGACAGGCAUCACCAUGGAAACAGAGGGGUCUCCUCGCAGCGUGGAGUCAUUGACCUGGACGAAAAAUUGCAUCAAAUAGGAAACGUUCAUCGGGUCAAUUUCUACUGUUACCUCUAGGGGGCAGCCUUUCCUACACUGCGCUCAUUAACUAACGAGUUUGAAACAGUUCAGGAUGUUCAGACUGAGUAUGGAGACCUUGGUUAAUCCUGCAGCCGAUCUGGAGCCGCUGUGAGAGCGCAUGUGUCCGUUCAGUGCCGGCAGACUCCUGAAAUCACGUUUACACACCGUACAGAGCAGCCUGUGACACACACACACACACACACACACACACACACAAGUAGCAUCAUAGAAAAAACAGAGAAAAACAAAUUUACGAAACCAUUGAACAACGACAGAUCAUGUUGAUAAAAUCAAAAUUUGUUUUUCACACAGUUUGUUGAUGCAUCUGCAGUUGCAAGUUAAAACUAAACCACACAAAGAAGAAACCAGAUAUGAACCUGAUCCAGAGACACUAACAGCUUCUCAUGAACUCAAUCAUUUUAAGAUCGACGAAAAGGAAGUGAAAACUGUCCUGAAGUCUCACAGACUAAAAUCAGACGCUCUUUUUGGAAAUCAUGGACGUACCAUCGUCCGCUAAAGAAGAGAGGGGAUAUAAGGCUUGUUCUCAACAUCCCUGAUGGUCUGGGGAUCAUCAGAGUCCAUGUCAUGGGUAUCUUUACCUCCGCCAAGGAGGUUAUGUUUUUGGUAGCGUUGGUUUGUUUGUCUGUUAGCAAAUUUACAGAGAAAGUUACAGACGGAUUGACCUGAAAUUUUCACCAGAGGUGCGUCUCAGCCCCAGGAGGAUCCAAUUACAUUUUGGUGGUGAUCCAGACAAAAUUCUGGAUACUGUGAUCCAGAACACACAAAAAUAAGGGUGUCGUUGGAAUUUUCAAUGCUGAAAGAUAACCAAUGGGCGGCACAGUGGUGUAGUGGUUAGCACUGUCACUUCACAACCAGAAGGUUCUAGGUUUGUAUCCCGGUCAGGGCAUUUCUUGUUUCAGGGGGAACAUGAGCUGCUUGGCGGAGGUCUGCGCUCUCCGAGUGCUUCUCUAGUUCACAUCUGUGAAGGCUUCAUUAACGCUGAAGAACAUCUACAAGUUUAGGAGAAACAUCUGCUGCCAUCCAGACUAUAAGACAACAGAAACUGGACGAGAUGAAGCAGCACUGUGGGAAAUAAGACCCCCACAAUCUGAUGUUUCCUCUUUUUGAUUAAAUAAAGUUUGAAUCUAUAAUAUGAUAUAAAAGGUUAAAUAAUCUGUAAAGGUUAUUUUCCUUAUUCUCCUAUAGGAAUGCAGUGAUUUUCAGAUUACCUGGGGUCUGGAGCCUUUGUGCGAUUCUGAUGCUGUUUAUUCUGAAAAUAGAUCAUCAAAAUAUUUUAAUCAUUUUUAGAAAUAAAACAGAAGAAUGUUUGUUCACCUCUCUGUCCUGACUGAAACACUUGAUUAUUUGUGCUCUUCUUUUUGUUAUCAGUGCCUUCUUUCCUGUUUUACUCAUCAACAAACUCUCUAAUCUCAUCCUCGACAUCCGUCCGAUCAGAAAUAAUAACUCAGAGUACUUUUUAAAAAGUUGAACAGACCGUCGUCCAGCUGGUUUGACCUCCUCCUCCUCCUCCUCCUCCUCCUCUCUCUCCUCCUCCUGUCUCAUCUCUCCAGUUCGGCCCGGCAGUGACACCUGGAGACCGGGCAGUACUCCUCCCUCCCUGGCCUUUCUUCAGCAGAGAUAAACUGCUCUUUUUGGUCCUGGUGGUGUCCAGGGGGGCGGUCUGGUCUUGGAUCAGCUUGGUGUGGCUCUGUCGGAGAUGCUGCUGGGUCUGAUGGGGGUCAGAGGUCACAGGUAAGCUGUCACAGGUGUGUGUAAAGCAGUUGAUGGUUGUGUCUCCGCUCAGGCUCCUGGAUGUGUGCGUGCUAAAGUCCACUCUCUCCUCUCUGGAGAUCAUCUGAGGACCAGGGCUUGAGAUAGUUGGGGUUUGUGGGUAAUGAGGACUUGGACCAGGUGUGUUUGGACUACAGAAGGGCUGGGGGGCACUGUUGUCAUAGUAACCCUCUUGGAAAAACUGGUUAAAGUUUCCAGAAGGUGAUGAGCUGAAGUCCUCGGAGCUCCACCCUCCCAGGGGGACUUCUCUGGACACGGGGCCCAGCGAGGAGCACUGAAACUGGGGGAGAGGUGACUCCAGAGGCUGCCAGGCAUCCUGAGCUGGACCAGGUGUGUCCACCUGUCUGUCCACCCCUCUGUCAAAGAGUGUGUGGACGUAGGACAGACUCUGCAGAUCAUCUCCAAACUGGGUCUGGUUCUGGAGGUCCAGGUGGGUUGAGGUCUGGUUCUGUUUGAGAUCAGACAGAAAGAUCAGAACCGAAGAAGCUUCUGGAUUAUUUUAAUCUGUCAGAAAAGAAAAGACGACGUCUCACCUGGUAGGUGUAGCUCAGGUGAGGGAAGGACGGCUCAAGAGGAGGAUCCGACCCGCCCCAGUUUGGAUCAUCAAAACCCAAAAGGUGGUUUUGGUUGUAAAGGUGCUGCUGGGACGGGGAGAGGAGGUGAGGCAGGGUCACCUGAGGCUGCAGCUCAAAGUGAGGGGAUGGGAAGUGAGGGGAGGCGGGGUGUGAGAGGUGAGGGUGAGGGGAGUGAGCAUGAGUCUGAGGGAGGAGGUGUGGAGAGGUCACCUGGAGGUGAGGGGAGCUCAGCGGGGGAUGGGAGAGGUAGUUGGGGGAAGAUACCUGAGUUUCAGGUAAGAGGUGAGGGGAGGUAACCUGUGGGUGAGGGAGGUGAUGGAAAGAGGACACCUGGGCCUGAGGUAAGGGGUGAUGGGAGGGUACCUGAGGAGAAGUGAAGAGGAAAGUGAAUGAGUGAACAGGAAUCCUGAAGGUGAAAGUAACUUUGAAGAGUUUUUAAACAAUUUCAACACGACAAGAUUUUACUUUUAUGAGACGGCGUUUUCGAUCUCUCUUGUGGUCUGACCACCAUGAUUACUUCCUCAGUUUUCAUUCGCAGUGUGUCCCUCAGGGGUCUAUUCUGAGCCCACUCUUAUUUUCUCUUAUGUCUCCUCUGCUGAAUGUUGGAAAUCAUGGCUGAACACGACAGAUUUGACUGUUAUUUAAAUGUUAUAUUUUUCAGUCUCCUCUCGUUGUUCUUUUUUCCCUCGUUGACAUUUGACUUCAACAGAUAAAUAAAGAUGUUUGUUAUUUCUCACAGCCGCUCAGGCAGCAGCUGCAUGUUUCUAAAUGACUGAGCGUGAACAGAAAUGAGUGGAAGUUUCUCAGAAUUCACACCCAGAGACGAUUUAAAACUCCACUUCCCUUCAGAUGACUCCUGACAGUUUGAGAGUGAACCUGAGUCAGCUCGUGAAAUUAGACGAGUGACGUAUUCCAUUUAUGAAUAAAAACAGCUGAUCGAAGCUCCGCUAAUAUUCAGAAAUAUAAAGAAUUAUCUAUUCAACAACUGUCAAUGUAAUAACCCGCGCUUCCAUUUAUUUAUAAUCAAACAAAUUAUUUCACUUCUUCUUUAAAAUGAAUGUGAACUGACUGAUUUAUUCAGUAACUGUUUAUAUGUUCACUCUCUGACGCACGCUGAAUAUUAAAGGCUCUUUUUACCCGACAAAAACACGGUUAUCACGCUCAGUUUUACAUUUGUGGUUAAUAAUUUUAGUUUUAGUCUUUAUGAAAAAAAAAAUUAUUCAAGCUGCAGAUAAAAAAGAUAGUAAUUAAGAUUUUCUUCCAGAUUUCAUCCUGUGUUCUGAACAGGAAUGAUGUUAAAGGUUCAUUCUGUGUUUUUAUACAAUAACAAUAAAGCGCCUUUUCUCUCUCUGUUGACUCGUAGUUUAAAAAAUGUCACAGUUCUCCUGUCUGUUCCACAAUCCUCUCAAAUCUGAACUCUGAAUAAAUAAAUAUGACAGAUUUGUCACGUCAAAAGAACAAACAGUCAAAUAAAGCAGUCAGAGUUUAGUCACAGUUUCAAACAGAAAUAAAUAAAACAGUCUCUCACCUGAAACAUCAUCGGCUCUGACUGACUGACUGACUGACAGACUGACUGUGUGUUUGUGUGUGUUUGUGUGUUGUCAGGAUGUGGUCAGAUGCUCUUCCUCUCUCUGGUCGUCUCUUUCUUCCUCACUCUGAUGUUUUCGCAGAAUAACCAGAGAGAGGGGGAGAGCUCAAAGUCUGAAUAAAUAAACUAAAAGAUAAGGAGAUUACAUUUAAAAAGUGAGUUUAAUCAUAAAAAGAAAAUCAACAGUACUGGAGUUAAAUUUUAAUAGAUGAUCAUAUCUUGUUUAAAAUGUGAAAUCUUUUUUUCACUUUUAUAAAAGAUACCAGCAGAUUUCAGAUUUGGUGCCUGAUACUAGAGUCUUCAUAAAAUAAUACAACGAAAAUGAAAGAUACCUAUAUUUAGGUAAACUAAAAAAGGAAGUACCUUUAUUUAGGUACUAAACGGUAUAAAUCCACGGGUUAGUUGAAGUACUUUAGUAGAGUAUUUAUGUGUACUCUUGAAACAUAGGAACCUUUGUCAAAGAACUCUAAACGGAAUCUUUUCCGUGUCGGACUGAGGUCACAGCCAAGCGUUAAGUUACACAAAUUAAAGCCGGAAAUGACUGUCCUAAAUCUGAUUGUGGCUCUUAUUUAUCUUUAUCGGUCGGAUAUCUGAAACUGCACACGUGUCUGUGAGGAUUUAUUUUAAUAUAUUAUUCUCUUCACAGUGAUAAACUACAAAACAUGUCUGUAAAUACAAAGUCUGUGACAAAAGAAUGAGACAAUCCCGGUGUACGAAAAUUUAACCGUUUUAUUUUGAAAGUACAAAGCGGAAGUGUGUGUUUCGUAGUUGAAGCCGGUACACUCGCUCGUUGGUCUGUUCAGGUCAGCACAAGAUUCUUAUUCACCAGUUUAUUUUUCUUUAUUUGUCAAACUAUCGGCUGAAAUCUUCGUGUUUAAAGGAAAAGUAUAUAUAAAUAUACUUAUGUUACCGUCCGUCACGGCGGAGUUGAAGUUGAAAUUGAAGUUAACAGAGCAGUAUGUCAGUCUGCAGAGGGAUUGGUCCGUCUAUCCACAUUAAAGGUGUAAACAGGUUCAUUUUAAACAUUUUAAACUCUAAACUUUUCUUUAUUUACCCUGAGAUGAGUUUUCAACCGGAAUAAAUGUUCACCUCUUCCUGCUUCGUCUUUAAAUCAUCAUAAAUCAGUAAAAAGUACCAAUGAAGUUCCUUACAUUUAGUCUACCAUCUAAAGGCGUUUAAUGUGUUUUUCCUUAAAAUCUUUUAUUUUUAUAAUUAAGUGAAAUAAAAACUAAAGUAGAAAGAUGUUGGUUUUAUUUGUGAAUUUACUUUUAAUUAAUAUUACACCGUUUUUUAAAUUGUAUUUAUAUAGUCAUACACUUUUUUUGAUACGUACGUGCAUACAUAAUAUAUAUUCAGUUUAUAUAUUUUUUUCUCUUGUUUUUUUUUUCUUCCUACGGUCAUUCAUUUCACUAAAGCAACUAAUGUUCCUCUUCUUACUCCCAUAAAUACUUUGUUUGCUGUUAUCCUUUCCUGAGAUACAGAUAAGAAGCAGAAAAUUAAAAGAGAAAAUGAUCUGAGUCGGAUUUAGAUUCUGAGCAGACCGACAAACCUGCCACACCACAGAACACUUCGGCUGUUAUUUAUUUAUUUAUGCACAUAUACGUUUGUUUUUCCUUCAUCUUUUCUCUGCUCUGUCCUGAAUUUAUGUGUGAAUAUGAUUUAUGUUUGAUCACAUGAAAAUAAAUUUAAAUAUUAUGUAAAAAAAAGAAAGCUAACGGUUUUCCUUUUUCAGUAAUAAACAGAGAAUUUUGUUUUCAAACUGCCACUUUUGUGUCAGCUGUGUAACCCGAGUCUUGAUUAAAUCUGUCUCAUUUUAGGUUCCAGUAUGUGGAGGUGAGGACGCUUUGAAAGAGACGCCAUGUUGUCUCAUAUCAAAAGGACGUUGUCUCUUUUAAGAGGCUGCUCAGCUCUUUACAGGAUUCAAACCAGCAACCCUCCAACUCAGAGCUCCUCCUCCUUUAGCAGCUUCAUCACCUCCUCUGACAGCCCGGGGCUCGUCCUGCGCUCAGAGUCCACGGACGUGUACCAGAACCUGGCUUUGGAGGACUGGAUCGACGCGAACGUGGACCUGCAGCAGCACAGCAUCCUGCUGCUGUGGAGGAACCAGCCAGCUGUGGUGAUCGGGCGCCACCAGAACCCAUGGACUGAGUGCAGCCUGCCCGCCAUGAGGAGGGCAGGGAUCCCUUUGGCUCGCAGGCGGAGCGGCGGCGGGACUGUCUACCACGACCUCGGUAACCUCAACAUGACGUUCUUCACCUCUAAGAAAGGAUAUGACAGGAAGAGGAACCUGAAGGUCGUCACGGACGCUCUGAGGAGGAUCAGACCAGAACUCAACGUCCAGGCGACGGAAAGAUUCGACAUUUUACUCAACGGACACCUGAAGAUCUCAGGUGAGCGAGGGGAGGGGUGGACUGUUAGAAGAGUUUUCUUUCUUUCAUUGUGUAAUUAUUGUUCAUUUUGACCUUUUAUUGUUGUUGUUGUUUAUGUUUCCAGGCAGCGCGUCCAGACUGAGCAGGAAGUCGUCCUACCAUCACUGCACUCUGCUCCACUCUGCCGAUCGCUCCGCCCUCUCCACCGUGCUCCAACCAUCUUGCCCCGGUAUCAUCAGCAACGCAACACCCAGUGUCCCCUCACCUGUCACCAACCUGGUGGACCACACUGCCACGCUGCAGUGGGAGGAGCUUCUGGACGCACUGACGCAGCAGUACAACACAGGUACUGGAGUUCAGUCGAUGUAAUGUGGAUAUUCAAAUAUGCGGUCUAUCUUCUGUGAGUGAAUUAGUACGGUGGCCGAGAACCGCCACUGCUGCAAAUAAAAAAAGAAUGCAAUAAAAAGAAGUGACAACAGAAAUUACUGAUGCAAGAAAAAAAGAACUCGAAGCCCGCUGCAAAUAAAAAAAAGAAAUGGUGCAGAAAAAAAAGCCACAAUGGAAGUUAAAACACACAAAAAAGUGGCAAUGCAAAAAAAAAAAAAAGUUUCUUACUGCGAAAAUAAAAGAAUGCAAAUAAAAAAAGCCACAACGGAAGUGAGCUUGUGGCAGUUCUCGGCCACUGUAAAUCAGAGAUGAAUGACACCCUCUGCUGGCCAAAGUCUGUUUCUACAACAAAAUGCAGGUGGAGGGCAGGUUAACUUGUCCAGAGGGAUUGACUGAAGAAGAAGAACAAAACAGAGCAGGAGACUCAACUUUCACCCCGUCAGAUUCCUAAAACAGAAAAUAUUCACAUAAAUUUACAAAGAUACACAAACCAUCACAAGCAGAGCUGUAAAUCUGCUCUCUCGUGUUUGAAUCAGUCAGGUAAAAGUGUAUUCCAGGUGGACUGCUGCGUUGUGAGAUCGCUGAGGGGCAUGGUCUAACAUAACUAAGGCGCCUCAAAGACAGGCACUAAUUUGUCCCUUUCUUUUUUUGGAAAAUGUUUUUUUUCCUCCAUGCUCAGAGUUUGGCUUCAGCUCUGCAUCCACCUUGGUGAACCCCACUGAUGAGGCCGCAUUUCCCGGUCUGAGCAGGAUGGAGGCAGAGCUUCACAGUUGGGACUGGACGUUUGGUAGGACGCCCAAAUUCACUGUCCAAACUGUGCUGGACCUGACAGACAGUCAAUUAAACGUCAGGUGCUCCGCCCAGCUGCACAUGGAGAUCAAGAACGGCGUGAUUGAGAGCUGUGAGCUGGACGCCCCCUCUCACUGGCUUCCACAGCAGCUGGUUGGCGAACUGUGUGGCGUACUGGUCAGGGAACGGUUUUGUGGUCAUCGAGCAGCUGCAGCGCUCACUGUACUGGUGCGAUCUGAGAGCGGCGAGCUGCAGGACAGACUGACAAACCUGUGUGAUGCUGUGGUGUCUGCAAUGGGCUGAAAAACUCUGAGAUCUGCUACCGCCCCCUAGAGGCUGACAGAGAGACCAACAGAGGAUUGACAUCUGAACUUGUCCUGUUGGCAGGAGGAAACAUCAUGGGGUCAUUAAAGAAGGUGUUUUUGUUUCCAGAUUAUACUCACAGGAAGCCAAAUAAUAAAUAAAUAAAGUUUCAAAUUGGGAUUGUUUCACUUCAACAAAUAGAUUUUUAGUUAUUUUGAAUUCUGCAGAAACCAUUUGGUCUAAAAGACUCAGCUAAAAACAAAACAUAUCUCUCUACUAUCUUACGGUUGAAGUACAUUGAUGAUUAAAAAAUUGAAAAAACAAGUAAACAUU